AUGAAAAUACCUGUUGAGGUAGACCUUGACGAAGAUACUGAGUGGAACGAUAUUCUCCGAGCGCAUGGAGUCAUUCCUGAGAAGCCACCGUCUCCAACAGAACAAUUAGAAGAAGCAUUAGAAGAAGCCGUUAGGAAACAGCACGAGACGCGAUUAGACAACAAAGAUCUAGAGGAAUUAGACGAGCUAGAAGAUCAAGAGGAUGAGGAGUUUCUCAAUUACUACAAACAGAAACGAAUGGCAGAGCUCAAGAAGUUGGCCGAGAAGAAGAAAUUCGGACUGGUUUUACCAGUUGACAAAAAAGAGUAUAACGAGCAAGUAACGAAUGCGUCAAAGGAGACAUAUGUGAUUGUGCACUUAUCGCUCCAAUCGAGUCUACAGAGUAGAUUAUUGAGCUCGCUUAUGGUUCAAAUGGCUGCAAUAUUCCCCGAGUUGAAAUUUUGCGACAUUUCUGCACAGCGAUGCAUUGAAAAUUACCCCGAAUCAAACUGUCCAACAUUGAUAAUAUACCAUAAUGCUCAAGUUCAAAAACAAUUUAUUACGCUUACUCAACUAGGAGGAAACGCUACCACUUUGAACGACUUGGAAAAGGUGCUAGUUGACGUUGGAGCUGUAAAGGAGAGCGAUAAAAGGUUGAUAAUCAAUAAACAAGAAGAAGAAGAUGGAGGUGAUGGAGAAAAUGGUUUACAAGAUGCAAGAAGAUUACGGUUCAAAAGGAAACCGGUGAGAGAGGACACUAACACCAACACCAACACCAACAUCAAUAGCGAUGAUAUCGAUGACUUUUAUGAUUAA
Molecule: messenger RNA, 795 nt
Organism: Lodderomyces oxycetoniae
Lineage: Eukaryota; Fungi; Ascomycota; Pichiomycetes; Serinales; Debaryomycetaceae
Exons: 1
Coding region: 1-795 (264 amino acids)
Biological process (GO): protein folding
Cellular component (GO): cytoplasm
Source: RefSeq, a predicted model, not a curated record